Messenger RNA from Fusarium vanettenii 77-13-4, 870 nucleotides. RefSeq lists its product as uncharacterized. The transcript has 5 exons. The coding region runs from base 1 to 870 and encodes 289 amino acids. NCBI's taxonomy places the organism in Eukaryota, Fungi, Ascomycota, Sordariomycetes, Hypocreales, Nectriaceae. The record is from RefSeq and is a predicted model, not a curated record.
AUGUCUCAACUUGGGCUCCAAGAACUUUGCUCUUCGGAGAACGCAGAUCUUGACAUCGUGUUUGUUCAUGGGCUCUUUGGAAACAGAGUAAACACCUGGACCACGAAUGGCGUUUUAUGGCCCAAGCAGCUCCUCGGCGAAGACCUUCCCAAGGCCCGCAUCUUCACCUUUGGCUACGACGCCGACGUGACCAAGUUCAACCUUGACCAAGAAGUUACCAAGGGGACCAUGGAAUCUCAUGCGGCCGAUCUAUGCGAGAGGCUCGCUGGGAUAAGAGUCAAGACUGAAUCGAUGGUUGUCAAGGGUGCUCUCGGAGAUGGAACCGACAACGCAUCCCUCAUCGCCAGCCACACUCGCGGCAUGGUCUUCUUGGGAACCCCCUUUCAUGGUUCUCCGGCGGCCCCUUGGGGCAAAGCGAUCAGCACGAUGGUAUCCAUCAUUCACGACGCUGACUCACAAAAGGUAAAAGACCUUAAGCAAAAGUCGGAGAAGCUGCAGAUCCUGGCCGACUCCUUCGCCUCCGCGCUGCACCAGCGUAUCAGAGAUAACAAUGAGAUUCGUGUAGCCUUCUUCAACGAGACGAAGAAGCUGCAUGGCGUAUUAGUUGUGCCUGAGCGGAACUCUUGGAUACCUGGGUUCGGAGACCACGCGUCUAUCAACGCAGAUCACUCCACAAUGUGUAAAUUCGCCGACCAGGAUAGCCCUGGUUACCAGAGUGUUCUUGCUGCGAUUCUCAAGGUCUCGGCCAAGGACGAUGGUGGACCUGAAGAAGCUUCUCGUGGAAGGAGUAUCGUCAACAACAACUGGGGCGAGGUCAAGAACCAAGUACUUGGAGAUCAAACCAUCCAAGGAGAUAUGAACUUUAACUGA